This is a messenger RNA of Entelurus aequoreus (snake pipefish), 1774 nucleotides long. RefSeq names its product synaptotagmin-like protein 2. Lineage: Eukaryota; Metazoa; Chordata; Actinopteri; Syngnathiformes; Syngnathidae. Gene Ontology annotation, cellular component: exocytic vesicle; plasma membrane. The coding region runs from base 126 to 1610 and encodes 494 amino acids. Gene Ontology annotation, molecular function: neurexin family protein binding; small GTPase binding. Gene Ontology annotation, biological process: intracellular protein transport; exocytosis. The record is from RefSeq and is a predicted model, not a curated record. The transcript has 13 exons.
CCACAGCCACGCCCCCUUCCAGGAGAGGGCGUGGUCUCUCGCUGUACACUCCACACAGACACGAAGACAACUUGCCGCUAAAGUUCCCACGCAUGGAGCCCACGGAGACCGUCGCGUAAGAAGGGAUGGAGGCGGAGGGGGCGGCGGGUUCCCUGGACCUGAGCCACCUGACGGAGGAGGAGCAGUCCAGCAUCCUGCAGGUCUUGAUGCGAGACAUGGACCUGCGGCGCUGCGACCAACGACGCGUAAGUGCGCUGCAGCAGACCAGGACCGACCCCAGGCUCCUGCGCACCCUGUCGGGGGCGUGGUUCAGCGAGGCGUCCGGCAGGCGCCACCGGGGCCGUGUGUCGGGCUCCGACCUCGUCCACGCCACCAUACGCCGCAGGACGCCAAAGUGCAGCGAUGCAUCGGUGGCCGACAUGUUCAACGGUGGAAGGGAGGGGGAGGAGCCGACGAGGAGCCCCUCCCUCCAGGGGGACGGACGAUUGAAGGAGUCAACAGAAGAGAAUGUCAAAAGUUGUGAAUCUCCACCCAGCAGGGAAAGUCCUCCAACAAAGGAGGCCUACAAGAGGGCCUCGGUCUCCAUGUGCAGCAUCCUCACCGACUUGGAGCCCGCGUCUCUGAAAGGCACCCACUUUCACUCCAGCUACACGCUCAGCGGCGGCGUGAGUCUCUCCAGCUCGGGGGUCUUCGGGGUGGUGGAAGUCCAAGGCCGAAUGCAGUUCUCGCUGGACUACGACGACCACAAGGAGGAGUUAAAGGUCAAAGUGCAUCGCUGCGAGGACGUUGCCUCUGUGGGGGACAACCGCUCCGACUUGUACGUCAAGUCUUACCUGCGCCCCGACAUGUCCAGCCGCAGCAAGAGGAAGACCACGGUGAAGAGGAGGACGCAGAAUCCCGUCUUCGAGCAAACUCUCAAAUAUAAGUUGCGUAUGAGCGAGCUGACAAGUCGCAUCUUGAACCUGUCCGUGUGGCACGCCGAGACCUUGGGCAGGAACGUGUUCCUGGGGGAGGUGGAGGUGGAGCUGGACCUCUGGGACUGGACCAGCACACAGCCGCUCUGGCAGGACCUGCAGCCACGGUUCUUCUUGAGGCCAGAGUGUGUCAGCAGUCGUGGCUCCCUCCUCUUGUCCAUUAAGUUUAUUCCAGAGGGCUUCCAGGGUGGUCUGCCGCUCACAGGUGAGCUCCACAUCUGGCUGCAGGAAGGUCGAGGCCUGCUGUCCAAAAAAGGAGGCACUGUUGACUCGUUUGUGCGGAGUUACAUCUUGCCCGACGCCGGCUGUCAGAGCGGCCAGAAGACGCAGGUGGUGAAGCGUGCCAUCAACCCAGCGUACAACCACACCAUGGUCUACGACGGCCUCCAAACCAGCGACCUGCAGGAGGCCUGCGCCGAGCUGACGUUGUGGCAGCGCGAGGGCUUGAAACUGCAAAUGGUCGGAGGGAUUCGACUCAGCAGCGGAACAGGUCAGAGCUACGGCGAGUCCGUCCACUGGAUGGACUCCACGGAGGAGGAAGUGUCUGUGUGGUCGUCCAUGAUCGAAAACCCCAACCAGUGGGUGGAAACAACCCUCCCCAUCAGAACCGACCUCGCGCGACGCUCCUCCGAUUGACAGGGACUGAAAAUCUUGUUACAUUUCUCAGUUUUGUGAUAUUUUCCACGUAGACGUUGCUGUGAACGAAUGGAUGGGAUUACCGUUUCAAGGCACAUCCUUGCGCUAGUUUUUAUCUCUCAUUACUGCAGUGACUGUGUUAUGUCAUUAAAUAGAAAACCUGU